AAAUGAGGGAGGCCGCACCGGCAGGCUACCGGCGGCCCCGCGCAGCGCGGCGCUGUUGGCUGCGCGCGGCGCCGGCAGGAGCGCGCGGGAGCCGCGGGAGCGGGGCCGGGCCGCCCGCCGCCGCCGCCACGUGCCGCCGGCGCCAUGGAGCUGGAGGAGCUGGGCAUCCGGGAGGAGUGCGGCGUGUUCGGCUGCAUCGCCUCCGGCGUCUGGCCCACGGAGCUGGACGUGCCCCAUGUGAUCACGCUGGGGCUGGUGGGGCUGCAGCACAGGGGCCAGGAGAGUGCUGGAAUUGUGACAAGCGAUGGAGAGUCAUCCCAGGCAUUCAAAGUGCACAAGGGAAUGGGUCUUAUAAAUCACGUCUUCAACGCAGACAGCCUGAAGAAGCUGUACGUUUCAAACCUCGGUAUUGGGCACACGAGGUACUCCACCUCCGGAAUUUCUGAGCUGCAGAACUGCCAGCCUUUUGUCGUAGAGACUCUUCAUGGGAAGAUCGCUGUGGCGCACAAUGGGGAGCUAACAAAUGCUGUACGACUCAGGAGGAAGCUUAUGCGGCAUGGUGUAGGGCUGUCGACCAGUUCUGACAGCGAACUGAUCACCCAGCUGCUGGCUUUCACACCUCCUCUAGAAAACGAUGAUACAGCCGACUGGGUAGCAAGAAUAAAAAAUUUAAUGAAUGAAACUCCAACUUCAUAUUCAUUGCUAAUUAUGCAUAAAGACAUAAUCUAUGCAGUACGUGAUCCGUAUGGAAAUCGCCCGCUCUGCAUUGGUCGCCUUAUUCCAGUAGGAGACAUGAAUGGAAAAGGAAAAGAUAACAGUGAAACAGAAGGAUGGGUAGUCUCUUCUGAAUCCUGUAGUUUUUUGUCUAUCGGUGCAGAGUACUAUCGUGAGGUCCUUCCUGGAGAGAUUGUGAAAAUAUCCAGAUAUGAUGUCCAGACACUGGAUGUUGUACCAAGACCUGAAGGAGAUCCAUCAGCGUUCUGCAUCUUUGAAUAUGUUUAUUUUGCAAGACCAGACAGUAUUUUUGAAGGUCAGAUGGUGUAUUCCGUCAGGAGAAGAUGCGGGCAGCAGCUUGCUAUUGAAGCACCCGUGGAAGCGGACCUGGUCAGCACUGUUCCAGAGUCUGCAACUCCAGCAGCUCUUGGUUAUGCUCAAAAGUGCGGACUACCAUAUGUUGAAGUACUCUGUAAAAACCGGUAUGUAGGAAGAACAUUUAUCCAGCCAAAUAUGAGGUUACGGCAACUUGGUGUUGCAAAGAAGUUUGGCGUUCUGUCUGAUAAUUUUAAAGGCAAGCGAGUUGUUAUCAUUGACGAUUCAAUUGUGAGGGGCAAUACCAUUUCACCCAUAAUAAAACUACUGAGAGAAUCAGGAGCCAAAGAGGUGCACAUUCGUGUGGCGUCACCUCCCAUAAGAUUUCCUUGUUACAUGGGAAUAAACAUUCCAACUAAAGAAGAACUCAUUGCCAACAGACCUGAAUUUCAUGAUCUUGCAAACUAUAUAGGAGCAGACAGCGUUGUCUAUCUUUCUGUGGAAGGGCUGGUAUCGUCUGUGCAAGAAAGCAUCAGAGCAAGACAAGAGAAUGAGAACAGCCUUAAAACCCAGAAGUCGCGCGUUGGAAAGAUUGGCCAUUGCAUAGCGUGUCUCACGGGAGAGUAUCCCGUAGAGUUAGAGUGGUGAAUUUUUAGUGGAUGGACACCAGUUCAUCUCCUGUUGAAUGUACCUUUUUAAAAAAUGCCUUUUUGCUAAUAGUGUUCUUAUAUUUAGGUGAUACAGAAAUCUUAUUACAAUUACUGUUACUAAAACACAUCUUUAUGGGAUAGACUUACAGGAAGUCCGAUGUGCUGAUGAAAACAAUGUAAGCAGAUUAAAAUACAAAAUCAAAUAGUUUUGAUGCAUAGUUGUGCCUUCUAUUUUCUCAUAAAAUAUUAUGAAAACCAAAGGUUUUUUAAUUAUGUAGCGGUCCCAGGGUUUUUUGUUUCGAUCCUGCCCCAAAAGAUAUCCCUGUUAGACUUGUUCACAAAGUAUAGAUCAUGAAUCAUGUGGUGUAAUUUCAAAUUAUCGAAGUCUUAAUGCAAAAGUAUGUGACGUUUGCUUUUCUACUUAGGAAAAAUACCAGAUUCUGAAGAAGAAAACUGCUUCCUCAGCAGUUCUUGCUUAGGCUUUUUAAGAAGUACCUAACUUUUGCAUAUAAAGCUAAACAGCCUUUAUUAAUCAAGCCCUUUGUAACAGAUUCUAUGAACAUAAUGUCUAGCAUAUGAUUUUAAAAAGUGAAGACUCAGGGAAAUGCUCAGCCAAAAGCUCUCUAGUUUUAGAACUCUAAAAUGCCUUUUUUGAAGUCCAAUGUAAUUACAUUAUCUUUCUGUGCUUUUAUCUGUUGCCAAUAAGAAGCAGAAGGAGAAAAACUACUUGGUACUGCCAUUUUUUUUUCUGUCUUACAUUUUGUUUUCUCCACAGUAAGUCCUGACAAUUUCUGAAGUCUGAGCUAAUGCUCAGUGUGCUUUUCAUACGUCAACCAUCCAAAGUAAACUGAAAAACAGAGUCACUUUUCAUUCUUAACAGUAAAUAAGAUAUAUCAACUGAAGAUCAUGAGUUGUUUUGGGUAUAGUCUUACUUGCCUACAUUACUGCUGAAACAAUGAAGUAAAAAAAGAGUUCUGAAGAACCAUUAGCUAUUGUAUACAUGUAUUUUUUGUCUGGUCACAAUUAUACGGUUACUUGUAUCCCUGAAGAUAUCUUGGACAAUGAACCACUAGCUGAAAAUGGAAAAGCACCUUUUGAAAACUAUUGCAAAUUUACGCACAAUUGUAAAAAUAUUUUGUAUACCUCAGGUUUUUUCACUGAAUACCAGCAACUUAAUUUUAGCUUUUCUAUUUAAUAUUGUGUAUUUUGGCCUUAUAAUUGUUUGUGACUGUUAAAAAAAGUGUAAGAGCUUCUUCCUUCCCCAUCAUCUCCCACACAGUUGAGAAUUACAGCAGCGCUUUCUUACGUGGGAUUUGUAGCAAUUGUGCCUGAUAGACAAUCACAAGAGUCCCAAUUCAAGAAAGCAUGUAAAUACAUUUGAUGAAGUCAAGACUGCCUUGUGCAGUGGAUUCAGAACCUACUUGCAGUGAAGCCAAUGGGGGAAUCUAGAUUUUCAAGAGCAUUGGGCUCUGACUGUUUUUCACUAAAGCCCAGAUCUGCAUCCUGGGGGAUGCACGUGGGUCUCUUCUGUCUAAUUAGAGAGUUUGGUUGUUUUUUUAAGAGAGCCAUGCAAGUUCACCUGGACAGUAAAUUGAGCAAAAAACCAACAGAGUCGGGUCACUCUGACCAUACCCUCUUCCUUAACCAAGAAGGAGUGUGAGAAAACAGAAAAAACAUCAUUAACAUUUUUCACCAUUCUUCUUUCCUGCCCUCAAAAAAGCAAUCAUUUUCAAAGGAAGGGAUAAGUCAAGCUCUUAGGUUAUAGAUACGUGUGAGGAGCCCUUUCUACUUGAGAUAAAAACUUAGGUGCACAGUUAAACAUGGCUGCAAGCAGAAGUCUGUUGACUCACCUGAAAUUGCCUAUGGAACAGACUAUAUAUAAAACUUGUGCAAAUACUCUUUUAACAUGUUUUCAACAAAACUGGUGUUUGUGAAGUCUGUUAAUAAUUGCUUAAAUGUGAUUUAAGCACUAGGCAGUGUAAUUCUGAUUUAAAUAAAAUGGGUCUUAACGCCUUUUUUCCCUCCAUGUUACCAUGUGAAAUUACAAGGUCUGCUACUGGAAGCACUGUGAUUUUUAGAUACGCUACAUGCCGAUCUUUAGUACUAUUUUUCAGAACCUUAAGUUACAGGGGAGAUGCUUUUCAAGUGCCAUUUUAUCCUCUGACAGCUGGAUUCACGCAUCAGGUUACCAGGCCUUUUUAUAAUCGCAUACUGCAGGCGGACACAUGCAACGAGUAUGUUGAGGGAUAAAACUCUGGUUUUAGGUGUUAUCUCUAUUAUUUUAAUGUUUUACUGUGAAACUGUUUCUGCUGUGUAAUGUGCAACUGUGGCAAAUUAUCAUUUACUGAGUGUGACAAAGCAGUAGAAAGCUAAUGUCUAACUUCUCCCAUGCGUAAUAUUAAAGAUGGUUAUGAACUAG
Phalacrocorax carbo (great cormorant) is the source of this 4098-nucleotide messenger RNA. Lineage: Eukaryota; Metazoa; Chordata; Aves; Suliformes; Phalacrocoracidae. The record is from RefSeq and is a predicted model, not a curated record.